AUGGUUUCCAACAAGUGUUGUGUUCCUGGCUGUAGUAAAAGUGCUGCAUCUAAAUUUGGUGUUCCUGAAAACAUGAUGAAUGUUUGGGAAAAUAUUAUUGGGUGUCCUUUAAACAGGAAUUCAAGAGUUUGUGCAAACCACUUUAAACCUAGUGAUAUUACAUCAACAUGGGAGUCUGGUAAUGGUAGUAGCCAAAUCUCGUGUUGUGUUCCUGGCUGUAGUAAAAGUGCUGCAUCUAAAUUUGGUGUUUCUGAAAACAUGAUGAAUGUUUGGGAAAAUAUUAUUGGGUGUCCUUUAAACAGGAAUUCAAGAGUUUGUGCAAACCACUUUAAACCUAGUGAUAUUACAUCAACAUGGGAGUCUGGUAAUGGUAGUAGCCAAUCUCGAAAGCCACGAUUAAAAUCCGGAGUUAUACCAAUUAAUAAUUUAAGUGAUGAAGUGAAUAAAACAAUGACAAUGCUUAACGAACAUAAUUAUUUUAAAGUUAAUCUAAAUGAUGAGUUUGAACCACCACUUGCCAAACGAGCACGUAUUGAGUUAUCUGACAGUGUAAUUGAAUCAAUAUCUGAGGUAGUAAUUCAAGAUAAUAUAUUGAUAAAUGAUGAAAGUUCAAUUUCACUACCCAUGAAUUGGUUCUGUGAUGUUACUACUAAUAAUGGAUCUGUUAUAGCAAAAACUUAUUUUACUCUCAGUCCAUUUCAAAUAUACAAUAAAAGAAUUGUGGAAAAACGAUUAGUUAUAUUAAAAGAUUCAGAGCCAACACUUUACCUUAAUGAGAAACAAAUUAAGUUAUCACAGGUUGGAAUAAAUAAUUAUGAUGAAACAUUGAAUGUUGAAUACAUGCUAAAUAUACUUGCAAAAGUUAAUGUUUGUCGAGGUGUAAAAACUGACAAAAAUGUAAAAACUUCUUUUGGUUCUCAAUUUAUAGAAUUUAAUGGUCACUGGAGACAUGCAAAUUGCUUAAAUAUUAUAGAAGAUGGAGCCAGUAAAAGUGACUAUCAAAAAAAAGGCAUUUUACUAUUAGAUGAGGUAUAUUUGAGAUCAAGUAUAUCAGUCAACAGCCGUACUUUAAGUUAUUCAGGAUUGGAAGAUUUUGGUGGAGAACUUCCAAGUAGAGACACUGAAAAAGCAGAUCAUGGUUUGGUCUUUAUGUGGUCUAGUCUUGCAGAUAGUUUUACACAACCUAUUGCAGUUUUUGCCUCCAAAGGUCCUGUAAAAGGAAUGGAUUUGACCAAAUUAGUAGUGAAAGCAAUAAUGUUAUUAGAGAAUGCAGGAGCACAGGUUUUGGGACUAACUACUGAUGGGGCCAGUACAAAUAGGACCAUGUGGAAUAACUCAGGCAUUUCAGGAAAGAUAGGGAAUACAAAUAAUAGUUUUUGUAAUCCAUUUGAUGAAACUAGAAAAUUGGAUCCUUCCAAACCAUUUGUAAAAUGGGAACAUUUUUCUGAAGUGUACAGGCUUGAUGAAAAUAAACUAGGGAAAGUAUGUCCAAAAAUUACUAGGAAUCAUAUAUAUUUAACUAAUUUGUCAAAAAUAAAAGUUAAGUUUGCAACUCAGAUUCUUGAAAAUGCAAUGAAAUGGUUAGAUUCUUGGGAGUCAAAAGUUAUAGAUGGACUCAUAUCUUCAAAUGAAUUUUUAACUCAGCAAACAGCUGAUGGAUUGAGAGUAACAAUUAAAUCUAGCAUUGAACUUUCAAAAUAUCUGUUGGACAGUUGUAAUUUUUCAUUUGUAUUAACUGCUAAAAUGAAUCAGGAUAAACUGGAAAAAUUUUUUGGUAUAAUACGUCAAGUUUCUGGUCCUAACGACCACCCGUCUACACCAACAUUCUUACAAUUAUACAGAAUGUUGACUGUAUCUUCUCUAAUAAAACCACCUAAAAGUGGUAACUGUACAAUUGAUGAAGUUCAAAAACCGGUACUUGAUAUUUGCGACUUUAAAAAUCUUAUUUCAAAUGAAUCAUUGCGUGAAGAAAAAAUUAAAAACAUGAAGAGUAAAUUAGACCUGAUAAUUGAAGAUAAGAACUGGGACUGUGAAGACAUAUUUUUAGAGCACGAUUAUACAAAAAGUUCAGUUUUUGAAUGUGUGGUUUACUAUUUAGGAGGGUAUUUAGCUAGACGACUGUGCAAAAAAUCCAAGUGUGAAGUAUGUAUAAAAAAUUUAAAGAAUGAUGGUAACUUAGGUAUGGAAUCAGAGUUGGUAAAUUUAAAAAGCAAAGGAUUUUUAACUCAUCCUAGUGGUAACUUAUAUAAAAUAUUAAAAGUAUUGGAAACUUGCUUUUGUAAACAUGCAAGUGCUGGUGAUGUCUUUGAAAAUACUUACAAUGAAUUUUUUCUUCAUGUGACAAGCUUGACAUUUUCAUGUUCUAUUCAUAAAUAUGAAAUGAUUACAGAUAUCUUCACCAUAUAUAUAACAAUGCGUAUGAGGCAAUUUACAUACAUUGAAAAUCAAAAAUUAAAUAAAAUUAAUAGAGCCAAAAAGAAACUUUCAAAACUUGUAUCCAGUUAG
Molecule: messenger RNA, 2505 nt
Organism: Acyrthosiphon pisum (pea aphid)
Lineage: Eukaryota; Metazoa; Arthropoda; Insecta; Hemiptera; Aphididae
Exons: 13
Coding region: 1-2505 (834 amino acids)
Source: RefSeq, a predicted model, not a curated record